CCGGCAGAAACCAACCCAAAAAAGAACGGGACAACGGACAGAGCACAUGUGAGCUUCCCAAGCUGCUUCGGCCUUUGAUCGUGGCCAUUAUCAACGGCAAGAGACGCACCAAUGGCCGCCUCCGAUGGCUUCGGCCACAGCAAUGCUGCCGGUCAGCCAGACACCACUGCCGUCCCCAACACGGCGCAGUUACCCAGCCACGGACCCUCCAAUAUGCUCGACGAACAUCUCCUCACCCCUGCUUCCAUAAACUCUGUCGAGGUACACGGCGCUCCCAACACUCGAAGAAGCUUGCUCGACCAUGUCUUCAAGCCCUUGAUAGAAGACGGUACCCGUGCUGAGACGACCCUGGGCCAAGUCCUCGACCGCAUUGGGGUAGCUACCAAGAAGCUCGCCCGUUUCGACAUUUUCAAGGAGGAGGGAUUCGGUGUGUUCCUCUCCGAGGCCCCGCGCUCUGAAUCCGCACCAUCGACGGGCAGAACCGAGCUCGAUAUCUCUGUCCGGGUCAAGGAGAAGUCGCGGCUGGUUUUCAGCGCCGGCACCGAUUUCGGCAAUGCCGAAGGCUCAGCAUACACCAACGCCGUCGCACGCAACAUCUUUGGAGGCGCCGAAACGCUCUCCGUCAACGCCAGCACCGGCACCCGAACGAGAUCAGCCUACAAUGCCGUUUUUUCGGCCCCCAUAAACGGCAACCCGGAUCUGCGACUCUCUCUGGAAGCGUUGCGCUCGGCGACACAAAAGCCAUGGGCCUCGCACGAGGAGCACCUAACCGGCGCGAACUUACGGCUCGCCUGGCUGGCUGGCAACAGCGACAGCCACGCCAUCGCAUACUCGGCCGCCUGGAGGCAACUCACAGGCCUCACCGGCACGGCAUCCCCCACGGUCCGCGCCGAUGCAGGGGACUCCGUCAAAAGCUCGCUCACGCACACCUUCACGCGUGACCGCCGCGACAACCCGAUGCUCCCGCAGAGCGGCUACCUCAUCCGAACCAUUUCCGAAUUGGCCGGGUGGGGCCCCCUUCGCGGCGAUGUCUCUUUUGCAAAGACGGAAGUGGAGGCCUCGGGUGCCCUGCCCGUGCCGAUUCCCGGCUCGGCCACCAAGUCCGGCAUCUCGGUCGGAGGUGGUCUCCGCCUAGGCGUCCUCUACCCGCUUCCGUCGGGCUAUUCCCUCACCGGUCCCGCGCAGCCAAGCCGUAUCAACGACCGCUUCCAGCUCGGCGGGCCUACCGACGUCCGCGGCUUCAAGCUCGGCGGCCUCGGCCCCCACGACGGGACCGAUUCCGUCGGCGGGGACGUCUUCGCCGCAGGCUGCGUCAAUGCUCUGAUUCCCCUGCCCCGGACGGGGCCCGAAUCCCCGCUGAGAUUGCAGCUGUUUGCCAAUGCUGGACGGCUGGUGGCCAUCAGCAACAAAGGGAAGGCCAAGGAAGGCAGUGAGGGGCUCGCGAUGGAUUCCGCCACCGUUUUCAGGGGCGUGAGGUCAGCCGUUGCCGAGCUCACCAACGGCUUGCCAAGCCUGGCCGCUGGUGUCGGUCUGGUGUACGCCCACCCUGUGGCCCGCUUUGAGCUCAAUUUCAGCCUGCCGCUGGUGUUGCGGAGAGGAGAGGAGGGGCGCAAGGGCUUGCAGGUUGGUGUGGGCAUCAAUUUCCUGUAAUAGGAGCAAAACCUCGGCUCUCUGCCUUGUAAUCAGUAGCCAACAGCAGUGACUUUGUUGGGGACACCUCCGUUGCACGAAGUUCGGCGAACCAAUGUGCUAUUCACGCGCCAUCAUGAGGGCUGUCUGUUCGAACACCUUUUGCCAACCUACGCUGGACACGGCGAGGAUGGGUCCUGGUCCCGCCGUCGCUUUCACUGUAG
Messenger RNA from Thermothielavioides terrestris NRRL 8126, 1853 nucleotides. RefSeq lists its product as uncharacterized. Gene Ontology annotation, cellular component: SAM complex; outer membrane. The record is from RefSeq and is a predicted model, not a curated record. Gene Ontology annotation, biological process: protein insertion into mitochondrial outer membrane. The transcript has 4 exons. NCBI's taxonomy places the organism in Eukaryota, Fungi, Ascomycota, Sordariomycetes, Sordariales, Chaetomiaceae. The coding region runs from base 112 to 1650 and encodes 512 amino acids.